Messenger RNA from Spodoptera exigua (beet armyworm), 2450 nucleotides. Lineage: Eukaryota; Metazoa; Arthropoda; Insecta; Lepidoptera; Noctuidae. The record is from the annotation of a GenBank genome assembly.
AUUUGAUCUGUCAAGACAUCACUAUUGUUUCUGUCAUUAUCCGGAUAGCUGUCAUUCGUAAUCACCAGCUGUCACCAAAAUCAAAAAAAAAGAAAUGUCAGUUCCAACUUUUCUUGUUGACUGUUGAAGAUAAUUUUCCUCAUUAUUUAAAUCAAAAAUUAAAUUAAUUAGAGUUUUGUGUUUUUGCUUCAAAAUAUAAGUAGUGAAUAUGAUUUUAUCGAAAAGUACUGUGUGGUUUUUGGGUUUUCUUUUAUUGAUAUCGAUUUUUAUGGCAAAUUUAUUGAAUAUGAUUGCUACGGAUCAUAAUUUUUAUAUUGAAAACGAAAAUGAGGGAAAAAACUAUACCAAGUAUUUAGCUGAAAAAUAUGGAAAAAUUACGGAUACAACGGAGAAAAUAAUUUGGUUUCUUCAGAUUUCAGAUAUACAUAUUAGUAUUUUUCGGGAUCCUGGAAGAAUAUCACAAUUUCAACAAUUCUGUGAUAACACAGUCAAGAAAAUAAACCCUGCAAUAGUUUUAGCAACGGGUGACUUAACUGAUGCUAAGGCCAAAGAUAACUUAGGUAGUUCCCAAGUGAAGACAGAAUGGAUAUAUUAUCAUAAUAUUGUACAAGAAUCAGGAGUCACUGAUACUACUGUCUGGUUAGACAUAAGAGGAAAUCAUGAUAACUUUAACAUCAGAACAAUAAAUUCUCAAGAAAACUACUUCAGGAAUUAUUCAGUACAAGGGCAUAAACAUGCCAAGUCUUAUGCCCAUUAUACACAAUCAAAUGGUGUCAGUGUUGCAUUUCUGGGUGUUGAUGCAUGCCCAGACCCUGGUCUCAGAAGGCCAUUUAAUUUUAUUGGCUUAUUGGACAUAGCAGAACAACAGCUUCUUCAGAGGCUCAAAGUAGAGGCAGAAAGUAAAGCUGACCAUAUUGUUUGGUUUGGACACUACCCUACAUCAUGCAUACUGUCCCUUGAAAAUAAAGCCUCGAAAGUUAAUUUACGCCAACUUAUUGGUUCAAGUCAAGGGUCUCAUGUUUAUGUUUGUGGACACUUACAUUCUAUGGGUGGAUUAGUCCCAAAAAUGUACACCAAACAAAAGAAAGGCUACUUAGAGCUUGAGCUAGGAGACUGGAAAGAUAACAGAAUGUACAGAUUGGCAGCUAUAGAUCAUGGACAUUUCUCUUUUGUUGAUCAAAAACAUAAUGUCUGGCCACUUGUGCUGGUCACAAAUCCAAAACAUGCUAGAUACAUCAUGCAUGGUCGGGAACCCUUACAAUUAAUUCCUGACUCAAGUCACAUAAGAAUUCUCGCAUUUAGUGAUGUAGCUGUUAAAAAUGUGGAUAUAUCCUUUGAUCAAAUAAGUUGGAUGACAUGCAGGAACACGAAAGGGCCACUUUAUGUAUGUCAUUGGCUACCUCAUUUAUUUACAAAAGGUAUUCACUAUUUAUAUGUCAAAGUUUAUGAUGAGUUAGGAAGAGAAGCCUUUGUAGAACACCCCUUCACAUUGGAUGGAAGUGCAAUGAGUUUUGAGGUUUCGCCUAGAAUUUUGCUCAUGCUGGAUGCAGGAGUAGUGUUUCAGGCAAUAUUUGGAACACUUCUACUGAUUAAUGUUUUGCCACUAGUCACUUUAAGAUUAUGCAAGAGACCCCCAAGAUACCGUGGGAAAUAUGGUCGACAGAUUAUAAAGAGACUCUGGCUACUGAGUAAAGUCGACCGGGUGUUUUAUCCUAUUGUUUUGUAUGCAGCUUAUCUUCCUUUUGGUCCAUGGGCCAUUGGAGAGCUUAUAGAUGGCCAUGUGGGGGCAAUUUUUGCCUGGGGAAUAUUGAUAAAGGGGUCAUACCUACCAGAGCCAUUUACCUAUAUGUAUGGAAGUGUGCAACUAAUGUUUGUACAAGUACCUUUAGUGUUUGUAUUAUGCCACUGCUUAGACUAUCGUCUAUAUGGAUAUUAUGUAAGGGGAGUGAGGAGAUUGAUAUUGAAUCUGCCAUUUGUCUUCUUACUAUCAAUACAGCUGCUACUGGCAUACUUCUUUUGGUUGGAAUAUGGAACAAUGUCGUUCCUAUUUGGACCACUAAGAACGUGGAGUAUUGCUUUAAGUUUAUUAUUGUGGUAUAAGACAUUGAAUUUACCUCCAGAAUAUUGUAGAAACCUUCUAAAGCUGACUGAAACUCCAUCAUAGUAUUUUAACGAGAGGAGGACUUUGAAUAAACUGUACAGCACAAGUAUGUGUCGUGUGUUGAGCUUAGCAGCUUUCCUUAACGCCAAAGUAGUCUUGGCUUCUGUGGAAGACACGGUAUCAACAUACUAUUAAUAUUAACGAAUAAUAAAGAGAUUAACAUAUUUCAUAGUUUAACUUUUUAAGAACUGAUUUUGAAACGACACAUUACAUUUUUUCUUAUAAAUUUUUACUUGAAUUGAGGGUGUGAGGAAUGAUUGUUUACAAUUAGUAUUUACCUACACCAAAG